This is a messenger RNA of Rhagoletis zephyria (snowberry fruit fly), 306 nucleotides long. The record is from RefSeq and is a predicted model, not a curated record. NCBI's taxonomy places the organism in Eukaryota, Metazoa, Arthropoda, Insecta, Diptera, Tephritidae.
UCCUCAACGAAAGCGAAGAGGUGAACGUUUUGCUGGAAAAGUCCACACAGAGAACCAUUGAAACUAUAGUCGAUCAGCUGAUCAUUCGCCAAAGAAGUCGACUAGUACACCGAGCUAUUGAAGAGGCGGCAGCAGCCGCGGGAGGCAGUACUACUGUUGUUGAUGGCAAUGGCAAUGGCAAUCGGAAAUUGGCUGCCAUCACUGCGACCACCACAAACUCUACCAACAAUACAGCAAGUGCUACUACAUUCCAACAACAACAGCAACAACAACAACAACAGCAAACCCUGCAAAUACUUUCUCCGA